Pelagomonas calceolata is the source of this 1941-nucleotide messenger RNA. Lineage: Eukaryota; Pelagophyceae; Pelagomonadales; Pelagomonadaceae. The record is from the annotation of a GenBank genome assembly.
AGCAGCCAUCUCUCCUGUUGCUGCACGGCGUAGAGCGCGACGAUCGCGUUUAAUGCUGGGUUUGCAUGCUGAUUCAUAUUGCCGCUGAACAGUAGACGCCAUGCGGCAACGCGCUUGCAUCGCUUUGCUGCUGCUGGGCCUGGCUGCAGGCCAGCAGCAGUGGUCUCCGUCUAAGCACGGCGGCGCGCCGGGCGCAGCGCCGCAGCGCUACCCGCCGAACGACGCACCGCCGCGGUAUGGCACGCCACCUGAUCGGCAACCGCCGCCGCCGCCGCAGCGCUACCCGCCGGACGCGUACCCGCCGGACGCGCCGCGACGACCACCGCAGAGCUACGGUCCGCCGCCGGGCUACGGUGCGCCGCCGGGCUACGCGCCGCAACAACAACCGCCGCCGCAACAGCAACAACAGCAACAGCGCCCGCCGCCGCCACCCGCCGCGCCGCCGGCGCCGCCGGAGCAGAUGGGUGCCGAGGCCGUCGCCCCGGACGCGCCACCACGACCCAAAGAAGAGGACGAAGAGCAGGACUACCUCUCGGAGGAGACGCACGCCGAGAUGUUCGAGCACUUCGACAAGGAGUACUUUUUCGGGGAGCUGAAAAAGCUCUACAAAAGACGCAUGCUCCCUUUGGAAUUAGCGUCGCGGUUUGGGCAUUUUGCAAGUGUCCCGAUGGGGCCGGCGGACUUCGACGCCAAGCCCAUGGUGUUGUUGCUGGGGCAGUACUCGGUUGGCAAGACGUCCUUCAUCCGCUCUCUGUUGGGGAGAGACUUCCCGGGCAUCCGGAUCGGGCCAGAACCCACCACAGACCGAUUCUUGGCCGUGAUGCGCGCCGACGACCAAGAUAGGAUCGUGCCGGGCAACGCGCUGGCCAUGCGCCACGACAAGCCCUUCGCGGGCCUGCAAGGCUUCGGCAACGCGUUCCUCGAGAAGCUCCAGGGCGCCGAGGUCUAUGGCUGCCCGAUCCUCGACAACGUGACGCUCGUGGACACGCCGGGCGUGCUGAGCGGAGCGAAGCAGCGAUUAGGCAGGGACUACGACUUUCCCCAGGUCGUCCGGUGGUUCGCGGAGCGGUCAGACAUGAUCGUGGUCAUGUUCGACGCGCAUAAGCUUGAUAUAAGUGAUGAACUGAAGGCUACCGUCCGUGACUCAGUGUUGUGAAUGAACUUGAACUCGAUCCGGUGGCGGCGAUGCCGUCGUCGUGAUCAUCGGAGCGUCCACGCGUCUUGCCUGGGUCGCGGCGAUGGCGUCAGCGCGACGUCACGCCGCCGCGACGCCGUCGACGCGGCCGCGCGAGAGUGUCGUUCCACGCAGGUCGACGCGCUGCGGCCCCACGCCCAGAAGUUGAGGGUCGUGCUGAACAAGGCGGACCAGGUCACGCCGCAGCAGUUGUUGCGGGUUUAUGGCGCGUUGAUGUGGCAGCUCGGCCGCGUCGUCUCCACUCCAGAGGUAGUUAGGGUCCAUCUUGGCUCCUUCUGGGACCGGCCUUUGGACCAUAGACGAGGUUCGGAUACGGCACUACUAUCGAGGGAACGCGAUGAUUUACUGGACGAAUUGAGAAAUUUGCCAAAAAAUGCCGUCCUGCGAAGGAUCAACGAGUUAUCAAGACGAGCUCGGAAGCUGAAAGUGCAUUGCUACCUCAUCCACUACCUGCGGAAGCAGAUGCCCCAGUUCUUCGGCAAAGAAGAGAAGCAGCAGAAGUUGUUGGCGGACCUACCGCGCCAAUUCGCGAAGUGCGCGAAUCGCUACGGUCUCACGCGGGGCGACUUUCCGGACGUCGACGACUUCCGAGAAGCUCUGUUAGAAAUCGACGACCUGUCGAAGUUUCCGAAAUUGGACAAAUCAAAAGUCGCGGAAAUGGACCGCAUGUUCGCGACCGACAUACCACAGCUGCUCGAGAAGGCCAUGGCGGCGCGGCGGUAGCGCGUAAGUUUGGUAUUAUCGAA